Molecule: messenger RNA, 1359 nt
Organism: Chelmon rostratus (copperband butterflyfish)
Lineage: Eukaryota; Metazoa; Chordata; Actinopteri; Chaetodontiformes; Chaetodontidae
Gene: impact
Product: impact RWD domain protein
Exons: 11
Coding region: 110-1069 (319 amino acids)
Biological process (GO): regulation of translational initiation
Cellular component (GO): cytoplasm
Molecular function (GO): protein binding
Source: RefSeq, a predicted model, not a curated record
CAGGCUGGAUCACAACAUGUAGUUCACGUGCUUCAAGUUUUUAAAUCACCUGUUCUUUGACUGAUUCGUUUUAAUAUUUUAUCAGCUGACUCGAUGGUGAAAUGAACUAAUGGCCGACUUCAUAAAUCCGGAGAAUGAAGUCGAUCUUCAGGCUCAAAUUGAAGAGGUCGAAGCUCUGUCUUCCAUCUAUGGGGAUGAAUGGUGUGUUAUAGAUGAAGCAUCCAGAAUAUUUUGCAUCAAAAUAUCCAACGAUUUGGAGGAGCCAAAACUGACCGCAUGCUUGCAGAUAAUUCUCCCACCUGAUUAUCCAAGUGCAUCCCCCCCUAUCUACCAGAUCAAUGCAGCAUGGUUGCGAGGCCUCGAGAGGGCCAAAUUGGCAAACAGCCUGGAAGACCUCUAUGUGGAGCAUGUCGGGGAGAGCAUCCUCUACCUGUGGGUGGAAAAAAUUCGAGAAUUCCUUGUGGAGAAAUCCCAGAGAUCAGAAACAGUGGAUCAACCAGAAAAGGUGAACAUGACGGCGGAGGAGGACGUGGACGAUGAUGAAGACCUACCAGACUUCAGGACUUUACAGCUGAACACAGAAAACGCACAUCUCUUCGCGGAUCACGCAGACGACGAAGAGGUACCGCCUAUAAAACAUGGAAAUACCAUCACAGACCGACGCAGUACCUUCCAGCCUCACUUAUCACCUGUGGUGACUCCCAGACAGGUGAAAAUGGUCCUGGAGAAGCUGUAUGAAAACAAGAAGAUUGCUAGCGCCACUCAUAACAUUUAUGCAUACAGGAUUUUCUGCGAGAAUAAGCACAGCUUUCUGCAGGACUGCGAAGACGACGGCGAGACGGCCGCAGGGGGGAGAUUGCUCCAUUUGCUGCAGAUCCUGGACGUGCGGAAUGUCAUGGUGGUCGUAUCUCGAUGGUAUGGAGGUAUUUUACUGGGUCCUGACCGCUUCAAGCACAUCAACAACUGUGCUAGAAACAUCCUGGUAGAGGAGGGAUACACUGCCUCCACGGAUGAGGCCAGCAAAUCAGGAGCGAAGACCAAAAGGCCAAAAAGCAAGAAGACAAAGUGAAUUUUGAAAGAGAAAAAGACUUUUGAUCAACACAUUUUCACUGUAUUCUGAAAAGGUUGUUUUUAUUCACGUGUGUCUUAAUGCAGACAAACUGUGAUUUCUUGCAAUUAAAAUAACUUAUUCUAAACGAUUACAACAUUAAAAGGUCUGUGUUAUGAAAUUGCUAUUUCAGCCGAGCUCUGGAAUUGAUAUAGCAUCAGUUUGAGUGAGAAACCUUGAAAUGAGAUGUUUACAGCACAAUAUAUUUUCAUUAAAAUGAUCAAACCAAGAGAUUUGGGCAGAAAAUAUGA